ACAAAUUAAACCGGAUUUGAUAAACCAUAUGAUACGUCCGGAACUUUUGGUUAGUAGUAAUUCGAGGAUAGCUUCAUGCCGGUUUCGGUCAAGAGAAAUCGCCACCACAGCAAUUGUGAAGAGGUAGACGGAGAAGGCGAAGAAGAAGAAGAAGAGAGAGAAAAUCUGCCGCCGCCAUCACCACCACCGCCGCCGUCGUUGCGGUGGAGUCUCUUUCUAAAACCCGCAUAGAUUCAUCUAAUCCAGAUCAAUAUUUGUUUGGACAUUGGAUGGAUUGAUUUUGUGUGGCUGAUUAAUUGGAUAGUUCGACGACGGAGUAAGGUUUGUUUGAAGUUGUGUGUACCAGCGGAAGAGUGUAAAGAUGGAUUUGGUUGCUAGCUGCAAGGAUAAAUUGGCAUAUUUUCGGAUAAAGGAGCUCAAAGAUGUUCUGAAUCAGCUUGGUCUUUCAAAGCAGGGGAAGAAGCAGGACCUUGUUGAUCGCAUAGUAGCUACACUCUCUGAUGAACGAGCUUCAGGAUUGUUCCCAAAGAGAAACAGUGUUGGGAAGGAAGACGUUGCGAAACUUGUUGAUGACAUUUACAGAAAAAUGCAGGUGUCUGGGGCAACGGGGGCAACUGGGGCAACUGACCUAGCAUCAAAGUCACAAGUUGUCUCGGAUACCAGUAAUGUGAAGUUGAAAGAGGAGAUUGAAGACUCUUACCACAUGAAAAUUCGCUGUGUGUGUACAAGCUCAUUACAAACUGAAACGAUGAUUCAGUGUGAAGACAGAAGAUGUCACACAUGGCAACAUAUUCGUUGUGUUGUCAUACCAGAUAAGCCAAUGGAGGGUGGUGAUCCACCAAUUCCGCCUACUACAUUUUACUGUGAAGUGUGCAGACUGGUUCGUGCUGACCCCUUCUGGGUGACAAUGGGACACCCUUUGUAUCCUGCAAAGUUGGCCAUUACAAGCGUUCCUGCCGAUGGGACGAACCCUGUGCAGAGUAUUGAGAAAACAUUUCAGAUCACUAGAGCUGACAGAGACUUGUUGGCUAAACAGGAAUAUGAUCUCCAGGCUUGGUGCAUGCUUCUCAACGACAAGGUACAAUUUAGAAUGCAGUGGCCUCAAUAUGCAGAUUUGCAGGUGAAUGGGGUUCCAGUGCGCGCGAUAAAUAGACCUGGCUCUCAAUUGCUGGGUGCUAAUGGUCGAGAUGAUGGCCCUAUAAUCACACCAUGCACCAGAGAUGGAAUCAACAAGGUCACAUUAACAGGAUGUGAUGCUCGUGUCUUUUGCUUAGGGGUUAGACUUGUGAAGCGGCGUACUGUUCAGCAGGUUCUUAGUAUGAUCCCGAAGGUGUCAGAUGGUGAGAAAUUUGAAGAUGCCCUUGCUCGCGUUCGUCGUUGUGUUGGUGGUGGGACAGCCACUGAAAAUGCUGAUAGCGAUAGUGAUCUGGAAGUUGUUGCUGAUUGUAUUCCUGUCAAUCUUCGCUGCCCUAUGAGUGGUUCAAGGAUGAAAGUUGCUGGAAGAUUCAAACCUUGUAUACACAUGGGCUGCUUUGAUCUUGACGUCUUUGUUGAAAUGAAUCAAAGGUCGAGGAAGUGGCAAUGCCCCAUCUGUCUUAAGAACUACUCUUUGGAGCAUGUCAUCAUAGAUCCAUAUUUCAAUCGAAUUACUUCUCAGAUGCGUAGUUGUGGAGAAGAUGUCACAGAAAUCGAAGUGAAACCUGAUGGUUCUUGGCGCGCGAAGACAGAAUCUGAUCGAAGGAGUCUUGGAGAUCUUGGACGUUGGCAUUUACCUGAUGGGUCUCUGAGUGAAUCUCCAGAUAUAGAGUCGAAGCCUAAGCCUGAAAUUCUUAAGCAGGUUAAACAGGAAGGAGGCUCUGAUGGAAAUGGCCUUAAAGUUGGAUUGAAGAAGAACAGAGACGGAUUGUGGGAAAUCAGCAAACCUGAAGACCAGACAUUUUCAUCUGGAAAUAGAUUGAGAGAAAAUUUUGGUCAGGAUGUCAUUCCAAUGAGCAGCAGUGCCACUGGGAGUGGCAAAGAAGGUGAAGAUCGCAGUGUUAAUCAGGAUGGUAAUGGGAACCUUGAAUUCUCGAACAAUGCAUUUGAUCUUGAGGACAUCUCUCUUAAUAUUGACCCACCAUAUGGUUUUGGCAACGGAAAUCCGUCGGUACCAGCAGGAGAUGCUGAAGUUAUUGUACUAAGUGAUUCUGAUGAAGAGAAUGAGCCAAUUAUCCCAUCUGGAGCUGUCUUUAAUAACAACCAUAGUGAUGCACCUGUAGUUUCUUUUCCAGCUCAACCACUAGGAAUUCCGGAUUCUUUUCAUGAUUCGGCGCUUGUUAAUGGUGGGAAUUCAUGCCUGGGGCUGUUCAAUUCUUCUAAUGACGAUGAAUUUGGGAUCAACUUGUGGUCUUUGCCUUCUGGAACCCAAGGUGGCCCUGGUUUUCAGUUAUUUAGUUCUGAUGCUGAUGUUUCAGGAUCUAUAGUAGAUGUGCAGCAUGAAUCUAUUAACUGUACCAGUUCUAUGAGUGGGUAUGGGUUGGCUGCAGAUACUGGCAUUGGAUCUGCUUCUCUUCUUCCUGAAACAUACACCAAUCGCCCUAAUGCUGAUAUAAAUGACAGUUUAGUUGAUAAUCCCCUUGGAUUUAGUGGUAAUGACCCCUCACUUCAGAUAUUUCUUCCUACUAGACCAUCAGAUACGUCAGUUGAGGCUACGAGGGAUCAGCCUGAUGUUUCAAAUGGCGUUGGUACUGAAGAUUGGAUCUCACUUAGGCUUGGUGGUGAUGGAGGAGUUCCUGGUGAUUCUGCAGUUGCAAAUGGGUUAAGCUCUGGGCAGCAAGUACAAGCUAAAGACACUGCUUUGGACUCAUUGGCUGACACUGGUAGUGAUGCUCCUGUUUGUGCAGCUUCAUUGCUUAUUGGUAUGAAUGACGGCAGAUCAACUAAGAGCAGUAGAGAACGAUCAGAUAGUCCUUUUACAUUUCCUCGUCAACGUCGUUCUGUAAGACCAAGAUUGUAUCUAAGUAUUGAUUCGGAUUCUGAAUAGGAGCAGAUUCCAUGGUGGCAGAACAAUGAUUACUGUUGCUAAGCAAAGUAUGUGGAUAUGACAAGAUGAGCUUGCUAGUGAACAGACAUUGGUCAACAAGAAAGUAUCCUCUCACAUCUGUGCUGGCAACGUAGGAGUUUUCUUAGUGGACCAAUCACAUUUUUUUUCUCUUCCGUUUCCGGAUGGAAUCCUUGGAAGGUGACUCACUGGUGAACUGUAUAUUUUGGACAGCUUAGCUCAGUACAAAAACUUCUAGUAACAUCCACUGGUAAAUGAACUCUGGAUAUAGAGGGAUAGGCAUUUUAGCGCUUUGAAAUCUCCUCUUGCCAUUUGUGAAGCCAGUAGCCUGUAAAUCGGUUUAAACUAACUUAUAAAAAUGUAUAAUGUUUUGAAUGUGUUUAACCGUUAAUGGACCUUUUAAUAAUUUUGGUGCGACGGAAGGUGGUAAGAGGAAUAGUGAUGGGACUCGUUGAUUCCGAUUCUUUAUUUUUAGUUGAUGCAUUUAGAAUUAGAAAGGAUUGUGCAACCCGUGAUAAGAGCUUGUUCUA
This is a messenger RNA of Solanum stenotomum, 3570 nucleotides long. RefSeq names its product E3 SUMO-protein ligase SIZ1. Gene Ontology annotation, biological process: proteolysis; protein sumoylation. Gene Ontology annotation, molecular function: SUMO ligase activity; aspartic-type endopeptidase activity; zinc ion binding. Lineage: Eukaryota; Viridiplantae; Streptophyta; Magnoliopsida; Solanales; Solanaceae. The record is from RefSeq and is a predicted model, not a curated record. The transcript is spliced from 18 exons. The coding region runs from base 362 to 3022 and encodes 886 amino acids.